AUGAGUGUGUUGAAUGGAUGUCUCAAUAAAUCGCCGCCAAACAGUGCAAACAGCAUCACUACAACCACAGCCACCGCUGCCAUCAAAGUCAAACCCACAGCAAACAAACCUCCCGUACCGUACAAACCGCCGGGUCUUAAUCAAAAGUCAGCGCCCGGUAAACAAACAACACAACACCAGCCCUCGGCACCCGACUCUCAAGGCUAUCAAACAGGUAUCACAAAAUACACACCCACUUCGGUGUUGGAGGACAAUCACGACACAGGCAGUAUUAAAUCGGAGACCAGCUCCCUGUGCCGGCCCCUCAAGUUUGGCGGCCACACCGAUGGGGGUGGCGAUGAUAUACCAGUCGAUGGCAAUGGCAAUCAGCUUAUUGACAGCCCAUUCAUUGCCAACCCUAACGAUAACGUGUAUAAACCGUGCGAACAAAACUCGGGCACAAUCGGGAGCCGCGCCACACGAUUCCCAACACUCGGCCAGUGCUCGCGCGGCAACAACAAUGACUCUCAGGACAGCGAACGCACCGUUUGCUGCCAUAACCUGGCCAUCGAUCUGUACAACAAGGCCCUGGAGUCGGCCAAGAGGGCGCUGCCCACUAAAUCAUCGAAACAGAGUCGACAACAGUUCCCGCGAAGUUUUGGCGAAGACUUCGAGAGCAUUGGUCCCGAAGGGUUCAACUAUCUGGACGACGGCCAGACCGAGUGCUCGUACGACUACCGGGACAUCGACUACAACAGGGACUCUAUAAUCAGGCCCGACGUGUUCGCUCACAUGGAUGUGGGCGUACCGGUGCUCGUUGGGGACGUCGACACCGGUGACGAGUCGCCCCGAACGGCCGAUGAUUUGCGGCGCCGGUACGGACUGCCCGACAAACCAGACAGAGUGCAGCCUUAUGUGCCGUCCGGCGCGCCGUCUAAAACAUGCCCCAUCUCUACGGCCAUACCAUUAUCAGAGUUUGCAGUUACUAAGCCUAUUGUCCAGAACAAGGUAUUGGUUGUCGAUGGGCACCAAGACACUGAUGGCGGUGUUAUAGUAAAAGCUAGUGAUAGUACUGGAGCCACUGUGUUAUCAGAUAUAGCGCCUGAGCCCAACCCAAUUACCGCUACAACUGUCUCACAUACACAGACAGUGCCGGAGCGUAAGGCGUCCACCUCUAGGCCAAUGGUGUUGGCGCUGAGCGCUGGACAUCAAACCCAAAUAGCGUUCAAACCGGCGGAUAAUCGGCAAACUCUGAGCGCCGGGAGCCCAGUGUCGGCAACAGGCGAGCUAAUGGACUCUAUGGCCAAACGCACUUCACAGCUGAUCAUCGACACAGCUAUACACGAGUCAAUAGCCCGACGUCUGACGCCCUCCCCCUCGGGCGCCGAGAAUCAAGACAACCGGUCGAACGAAUCGAAAGCUGAUCCUAAAUCCAAGAAAUCGUCGGCCGAUUCGGCGACUGUCGCGGCCGACAAAGAGGUGGCCAAACGUGAGCGCAAACUACUGGAGAAACGGCUGAAAGAGGAGGAGAAACAGCGCCGAAAGGCCGAGAAACUGAUCCGCGAUGAGGACAGGGCGGAGAAGAAGUCACUGUUUGCCAGAUUUCGCACUGAAGACCGGCAGAAGAAGAAGAUCCAGAAGAAACAGAAACAGUUUGAGAAAAUUCGCCAGAAAUCGAUGGUUAAUAAGUCAAAAAAUAGCCUCAAAUCGGAUGAUAACGUGGAUAUAGAGGCCGACGAUGAGUACGAACCAUCGCCUGUUCCGCCCCCGACGCUCACCACCGGUCCUACUGUUGACCGGUUUGGUCGACACACCUAUGAAGAUAUUGAUGCCGAACCGGUGGUCACAUCUGGUGGCGCUGUUUUGACAGCCAAUACCGAUGUGGAAGUUGUCGCGGUUGAUGUCCAACUGGUGCUCGAAGACGUGCCCGUGAAGUACGAGUACAUUGAAAACGUACGCGAAAUCGGCGUAACGUAUAUGCCGUCCAACGAUAACAGCGGUGCUGAAGACACGGACACCGAAACUGUUCAACCGGUGGCCAAAAAGGGGUCUAAACGAGGCUCGAAGAGUCCCAAACCCGCUGCCGGUGCCGUCAAGUCAUCGUCGUUUCGGGCCUUAAAGUCCAAAGUGAAGGACAUAUUUCCGGCCCACAAGUGGACACCGAAACUGGUGCGGAAGAGCGGCAAACAUACCGGCGCUGACAUCACUGGACACAAGAAACAGCAAUCAGUGGUGCCGUCAAUCAUAGUGGUCGAAGAUCCGGCACUAUUACAGCACCCGGAGUUUGUCUGUGUGCCCUCCCCUACGCCCACGCCUACCGACUUUCAGCGCGAGUACGAGAAUAUAACCGGCGACACUUUUAACAGUGACCAGACUGUGCCCAUUGGUGCCGACUCGGAGCCCACGUACGACAUGUCGACCGCUAGCGGCACAUCCGGCGCCACAACUGUUGUGGGAACCGCUGCUAAUAGUAAUACGGGUGCCUCCGGUGCCACCGUCUCCGGUAUGGCCUCCCAGUACGAGACCGAAGAGGACGACGAAGAGCAGCAGUUCCUGGAGAGGGUGUCGCGAGUGGAGGGCGCCGGCGGUCGGGCGCACAAAAAGCAUCGGCAAAAGUCGAAAGCGCGCGCAAAGUUGGAUCGUUUGAAAGCCAAAGCCAUGGAGUCGUUGCCCAAAAUCACGUCAAUCGUGCCGCUGAUGAAGGACUUUGUCAGCGCCCGGCGCACGCAAUCGUCGACCGCCGCCGACCGGCGACAGCACCGGGACCUCGAGUACGAACGUUACCGACAGAUACCCACCCGCUAUGACUCGGACUUUGAUUGCGUGUCCGACUCGGAGCUGUGCGACUCGUUGAACCGCCGCACCGGCCGUAUGGAUGGGCCGGAGGGCAGGGCUGAGGCUCGGCAUCACGUCUACGAAGAGAUGGCCGCCACUCAGGAGCGGCUGGACUCGUACAUGAGCCCCGUGUCGGGUCCGUUGCGACCGCCGCGUCGGUUCUCCGGCAUGAAGUACGCGCCCAAAGUGGCGUCGACGCCAACCCUGAGCACCCAAGUGCUGGUCCGGGUGCCCAAACGCAGCAUGGUGCCCCCGCCGCGACCACCGCCGCCCACACCCAGACCCUCCAUAGUGGUGGACAACAUCGAUGACGAUCAGCGUCCGGCGCUGGUCCGCAAACAACGAGUGCCCGCAGAUAUAUACUAUACAAAUGUGCGGCUAAACUAUAAGCCUAAGCGCAGGUUUAUCAGUGGUCGCGCCCGUGCGGCUACACUCGCCCACCGCACCCAUACCGUACCCACUGGUAUGGCGUAUGACUCGCCCAAACCGCUGCUACCGGUGCCACUGAAGGCCUGUCAGACACGGGUACAGGCGCUGAACGCGUAUAACACGGCACUGGCGUACGGCUUGAAGGCGCAGACAUUGCCGCCCCAGUCGGCUCCGGCCGGUCCACCGCCACUGCUGGCCGGCGCCACCGGUGCCACACGAAACUGGACACCGACUCCGCCUCCUCGGCGCGGCCGUAGCCGUAGAGAUCCGCGCAGUCAGACUCAGGCCGUGGACCAGUCGGCGCUGGAUUGGCAGCCGUUUACAUGGAAGUGGCGUCGGUGCCGAUCCCUAACGGAGCUGGACGUCCGCAAUAGCCGCCAAUCGUCACCCGUGGCCACCAAUCGACGCCCUAAUAGUCCAAAUAAAGGCACCGGCAGUUCGCACCCACCACUACCGCCAUCAGUACCGCCACAACCGGCAAAGAUCAUACAGACACACAGCAAACGACCCACACGUCCCCCUCCGCCCACUAUCUCUCACUCUAUGUCCGCUUCCGCCCUGUCGUCCGGCACCUGCCGUCACGACCGUAACGCCCGACCCCUUAACGAUUGCUUAGUUUCAGACUCUUAUCACAUAUACUCCUCUGUUUGCAAAGGUGUCGACACUAGCCAUACGGCCGGCGCUCAACCAACACAGCAUGACUGGUCCCGACGCCCGCUGCCGGCGCCGCCCCGACCGCCCAAACCCAAGGCUCGCCGAUCGCUGAGCACAACCACACGAGACGCCAGUGUCAGCACUCAGGACAUCGGUCUGAACGCCUGGUGCGAUCGCGAGACACAGCUGGACGCCCGCAACAACUCGCUCUGGGAGGACAGCGUCAACGGCAUGGAUAUGUUGGGCGAUCCCAACGACCCCUACCGCACGCCCACUAACCCACUGACGCCCACAACACCCACUAAUCCGCCGCACAUGGCUUUCGGCACGGCCUACGACGACGGCGGCGACCUGACUGCGGCGCACACUUACACAUCUAGUACUACCAAUUGGUACGACGCUGAGCCACCGGCACCGGGCAAUGUGCCGCCCCGAUCGCCGCCCGCCCACCGCCGCGACCGCGACUGGGAUCAGGACACCAUCAACGACGACGUCAGCUCAAUCGCCUCCAACUACCAGUCCUUUGCCUCAGAGUACACCACUCGGGCUGACGACGACGACGGCGACGACAAUGUCGACGAAGUGAUGGACAGGUAUGGCGACGAACAGUACGGCGAUCGCGAGGAAACACCGGUUGCCGAAGUGACGGACGUGGAUGAUGUGGGCGGCCAUGUGGUGGCGCCCCCACCCCAGCCACUCUCUUCCGACUACACCCCUACCGUUAAGACUGCGUGCAAAACAGCGGUCAGGUCCCAGUCGACGAGGGCUGCACCCGAUGCCGGUUCCCAUUCGCCCGGUCGCCGCUCAUUACCAACCAGU
Medioppia subpectinata is the source of this 4716-nucleotide messenger RNA. Lineage: Eukaryota; Metazoa; Arthropoda; Arachnida; Sarcoptiformes; Oppiidae. The record is from the annotation of a GenBank genome assembly.